This is a messenger RNA of Penicillium robsamsonii, 951 nucleotides long. RefSeq lists its product as uncharacterized. The record is from RefSeq and is a predicted model, not a curated record. NCBI's taxonomy places the organism in Eukaryota, Fungi, Ascomycota, Eurotiomycetes, Eurotiales, Aspergillaceae. Bases 1 to 951 code for a protein of 316 amino acids. The transcript has a single exon.
AUGUCUCGUCUUUACCAUAUCUACAACCUCCUAAUCCUAAUCACUAUUCUCUGUCUAUCACCAACAUGGGCCCAAUCAAUGGAAUCUACAGACCUGUCCGUGCCACAAUCGACCUGGCGCCCAAGCGAAGAGCUCACAAAUUGUCAACCACUACAAGCACCAGAGAAAACCACAGUGCACCGACGAACAAUCGUCACGGCAUCGGACACCGCAGAAGGAAUACCCCAACCCUUCGACACACUCUCCUACAACUUCGCCAAAGCAAGCACCUGCAUCGACUUCUACACAAAAUGGCGCGCCAACACAACAAUCUCAUCCUGCACCCCCAUCUCCCUCCUCAUCCAGAACUCAAACGCCUUCUUCCACACCCUCAACUCAGCACCCGCCACAUCGCACAUCCUGGAUACGUCCUGCUCAGCAAGCGUCACCAAGUGCGCCUCAAUAAUGACAAAUCUCGCAACCGACCUCCUCAAACCCGAGAACUGCGGCGACGACUUCGAAAACGGUAACUUUGUCGUCAAAGGCACGUAUCGCGAUCUCAUCGCUUACGAACCAGUCUACCGCGCAACCUGUCUCACGAACCCAUUGACACAGGAUUACUGUUUCGUCGAUGCGGUGUCGAAUUCCACUGCGCCUGAUGACUACAAUGUGUACUUGAUGCCGCUCGGGACCCCGCUUACUGUCGGGGAUGUGCCGAGUUGUACAAAGUGUUUGAAGGCGACUAUGGAUGUGUUUUCGGAGUGGGCGAGACGGGAUGGUCAAUCGCUUGGUAUUACUUAUCUUCCCUCGGCGAGGAUUGUCAAUGCGCAUUGUGGUGAGGACUUUGCGACUACUAAUAUCACUGUUGGUUCGGCGGAUGUUACGGCUGGGGCGGGUGCUGUCCCGUUGCCUAAUCUUGGAAUUGUUACUGUCAUGACUUUGCUUCUUGGUGCCAUGACAGGCGUGGUUUAA